CUAGAUUCCAGGACUGGGCCCAUCUCAGUGUACGAAGUCCUCCCUUCUCUCUAAUUUCCAAAUGACUUGUUGGUCUGAGAGCGUUGGAAUCGUUGCAGACGCACUCACUGUCUGACGAAAAGUCUCAGAGAGAGAGACAGAGACAGAGUCUGAGACAGAGUAAGCAACGCUAAGAAGCCGCACGGCAAUGCAAGACGGCGAAGCGUCCGGUGGUGCCGAUCGUGGUACCGCUGGUCGCUCGAGGGUCAGUGCUGCCACCACCUUACAGUCACCGCCUGUGGAACUUUCUUUGGAUGUCUCUGGGGUUGAUGAGGAUGGAAUUGAGCCGGGGUCGAGAGCAAAGACGACUGAAAAAGACCCCAGAAAGAUCGCCAGGGAGUACCAGUUGGAGCUAUGCAAGAAAGCUUUGGAGGAGAAUAUAAUUGUUUAUUUGGGGACAGGUUAUGGGAAGACCCACAUUGCCGUGCUGCUUAUAUAUGAACUGGGUCACUUGAUAAGGAAACCCCAGAAGGACAUAUGUAUCUUUCUUGCACCUACGGUGGCUCUGGUUCAGCAGCAAGCCAGGGUUAUAGAAGAUUCACUUGAUUUCAAGGUUGGGGUCUAUUGUGGGAGCUCUAAGCGCUUGAAAAGCCAUGAAGACUGGGCAGAAGAGAUUGAACAAUAUGAGAUUCUUGUAAUGACACCUCAAACACUUCUUCUCAACUUAUAUCACUGCUUUAUCAAGAUGGAGUUCAUUGCGCUCCUGAUAUUUGACGAGUGUCAUCAUGCUCAAGUCAAAAGCAACCAUCCUUAUGCAGAAAUCAUGAAACUCUUCUACAAAACUAAUGUUGGAAAACUUCCCCGUAUAUUUGGCAUGACUGCAUCUCCAGUUGUAGGAAAAGGUGCUUCGGAUCAUGCAAAUUUACCAAAAGUCAUUAAUAGUCUUGAAAAUUUACUUCAUGCAAAGGUUUAUUCUGUUGAAAAUAAGGAAGAAUUGGAUAAUUUUGUGGCAUCUCCUAAACUUAGAAUAUGUUAUUAUGACCCCACUAUAAAUGGCACAUCUGGCUCCUAUGUGGCAUACGGUAGUAAACUUGAACAGCUGAAACGCCAGUGCAUAUCAACACUAAAUAGGAAGACGGGUGAUCAUCAAAGUCUACGGAACUUAAAGAAACUAGUUGCGCGAAUGCAUGAGAACAUACUAUUCUGUUUGGAAAAUCUUGGCCUUUGGGGAGCAUUGCAAGCUAGUCAAAUUCUUUUAAGUGGUGAUCACUCUGAGCGAAAUGUAUUAAUAGAGGUGGAAGGAAACUUCAGUAAUGACUCUGUAUGUGAUAGAUAUCUAUCUCAGGCUGCUGAAGUCUUUGCUUCUGAUUGUAAGACAGAUGGGAUUGCAUUUGAUUUGUCCUGUGUGGAGAUCUUAAAGGAGCCAUAUUUUUCAAGAAAGCUCUUACGCCUUAUUGGAAUUCUUUCAUCCUUCAGGUUACAACCAAAUAUGAAAUGUAUAAUAUUUGUAAAUAGGAUUGUUACGGCAAGAUUGUUGUCAUACAUACUACAGAAGCUUAAGUUUCUAGGAUCUUGGAAGUGUGAUUUUCUUGUGGGAGUCCACUCUGGACUAAAAAGUAUGUCACGGAAGGCCAUGAACAAUAUUCUUGAGAGAUUCCGAUCUGGAGAGUUAAAUCUAUUGGUUGCAACUAAAGUUGGUGAAGAAGGACUUGAUAUUCAGACAUGCUGCCUUGUGAUUCGGUUUGAUCUCCCAGAAACUGUUUCUAGCUUCAUACAAUCAAGAGGUCGUGCACGAAUGCCUCAGUCUGAAUAUGUCUUUUUGGUGAACAGUGGCAACGAGAAGGAGCUAGAAUUGAUAGAAAACUUUCAAAAAGAUGAAGAUCGAAUGAACAAAGAAAUUGCUCACCGAACGUCAAAUGAAACAUUUAUUGGUUCUGAAGAAAGAAUCUAUAGAGUUGUUUCAACUGGUGCUUCUGUCAGCUCUGGAUAUAGCAUCUCAUUACUCCACCAGUAUUGUGCGAAACUCCCGCAUGAUGAGUUUUUUCACCCCAUCCCACAGUUCUUUUAUUUUGAUGACUUGGGGGGUACUGUCUGCCACAUAAAGUUACCUUCGAAUGCUCCAAUAUAUCAAAUUGUUGGUACACCACAAUCUUCAAUGGAAGAUGCUAAACAAGAUGCUUGUCUAAAAGCAAUUGAAACAUUGCAUAAAAUGGGUGCCUUGAAUGACUAUCUCUUGCCUGGGAAAGAUGAAGCAAAUGUGGAUGGAUUGGGGCUGGAUUCUUCCGACUCAGAUAGCUGCAAAGAUGAGAGCCUACGAUGCGAACUACAUGAGAUGCUUGUACCUGCUGCACUAAGAAAACCAUGGACUAACUUGGAAAAUCCUGUCAAUCUUAACUCUUACUAUAUAGAAUUUAGUCCUGAUCCUGAGGAUAGGAUCUAUAAAAAGUUUGGUCUAUUUGUCAAAGCACCUCUCCCGGUAGAGGCUGAGAGAAUGGAACUUGAUCUUCAUCUGGCUCGUGGUAGAUCUGUGAUGACAAAGCUUGUACCAUCAGGAAUUGCAGAAUUUGAUAAAAAUGAGAUUACGUUAGCACAGAAUUUUCAAGAAAUGUACCUCAAGAUCAUCCUUGACCGAACAGAAUUUAUUCCUGAGUUUGUUCCCUUGGGAAAGAAUGCUAUUUGUAAAUCAAGUUCAUCAACAUUCUACCUGUUGCUUCCAGUAAUUUUUCAUGAUAAUGAAAGUACAAUAACUGUAGAUUGGGAGAUUGUUAUGAGAUGUUUAUCGUCCCCAGUUUUCAGGACUUCAGGAGAUGCCAUGGUUAAAGAACAUUUUCCUUUGGAUGUUGACUUGCAACUUAUCAAUGGUUGCAGAAGUAUAAGUGAUGUUGAGAAUAGUUUAGUGUAUGCCCCACACAGAAAGGAGUUUUUCUUCAUUAGUAACAUUGUUCAUGGAAAGAAUGGAUACAGCCCUUAUAAAGAAUCAGAAACUUCAAGCCACCUGGAGCACUUAGAGCAGUUUGGUAUUCAGCUUAAAUACCCUGGACAACCUCUUCUGCAUGCAAAACCACUGUUUUGCUUGCAUAACUUACUACGCAACCGAAAAUCAGAGGAUUCAGGAGCACAUGAACUGGAGGAGUACUUUAUUGAUUUGCCUCCCGAGCUAUGUCAGUUGAAAAUCAUAGGCUUUUCCAAAGAUAUUGGGAGUUCAAUAUCUUUGUUACCAUCAAUCAUGCAUCGUCUGGAAAACUUGCUUGUGGCCAUUGAACUGAAGCACACAUUAUCUGCUGCAUUUCCUGAAGGAGCUGAAGUUACUUGCAAUAGAGUUCUAGAAGCGCUUACCACCGAAAAGUGCCAGGAGCGCUUUUCCCUUGAAAGGCUAGCGCUUACCACCGAGAAGUGCCAGGAGCGCCUUUCCCUUGAAAGGCUUGAAAUACUUGGGGAUGCUUUUCUAAAAUUUGCUGUUGGGCGGCACCUUUUUCUUUUGCAUGAUACCCUUGAUGAAGGAGAACUUACAAGGAAACGUUCUGAUUUUGUAAACAAUUCCAAUUUGUACAGACUAGCAAUUAGACGCAACUUGCAGGUAUACAUACGUGAUAUUCCAUUUGAUCCCUGCCAAUUCUUUGCUUUGGGCCACCCUUGUCCUGUAAUUUGUAACAAGGAAACAGAAGGCAAUAUUCAUUCCCGACAUUCAAGUAGUCAAGCAGAUGAUGCUAGUUAUUGUGGAGUCAGAUGCAGUAAAGGACACCACUGGUUACAUAAGAAAACAAUAGCUGAUGUGGUUGAAGCUCUUGUUGGAGCAUUCAUAGUUGAUGGUGGCUUCAAUGCCGCAACUUCCUUUCUUCGAUGGAUUGGCAUACAAGUGGACUUUGAAGCCUCACAAGUUGUUAAUGCCUGCAUAUCAAGCACUAGCUACAUCCCACUUGCUGCUUGUCUGGACAUUGCUGCCCUUGAAAAUUUACUAGGGUAUCAGUUUCUCCACAGAGGCCUGCUUAUACAGGCAUUUGUACAUCCUUCUUACAACAACCAUGGAGGAGGCUGCUAUCAGAGAUUGGAGUUUCUUGGAGAUGCUGUCUUGGAUUACUUAAUCACAUCAUAUCUUUAUUCAGUUUAUCCAAAAUUGAAGCCUGGCCAACUGACAGAUCUAAGAUCAGUGUUUGUGAAUAAUAAGGCCUUUGCCAAUGUUGCAGUAGAUCGAUCUUUCCACAAAUAUCUUAUUUUUGAUUCCAGUGGCCUCACCGAGGCCAUCAAUACUUAUGUGGACUCAAUGAAAACACAUGUGCCAGAAGGGAGUCUUAUUGAGGGGCCGAAAUGUCCAAAGGUUUUAGGUGACUUGGUAGAGUCUUGUCUGGGUGCCAUUCUUCUUGAUACAGGGUUUAAUAUGGACCUAGUAUGGACGAUAGCGCUUUCCUUUUUGGAUCCAAUCAUGAGGUUCUCUAGUCUACAAGUCAGUCCUAUUCGGGAACUGCAAGAACUUUGCCAAGCUUAUAAUUUGGAUCUACAGUUUGUAGCGUCAAAGAAGGGUAGAAUGUCUUCGGUUGAAGCACAAGUGAAUGGAACAGAUGUUUGUACAACUGCUUCUGCAGUUAACUUGAACAAGAAAGAUGCUAUUAGAAUUGCUUCGCAAAAAAUAUUCACAAAGCUGAAGGCUAAGGGCUACAUACCCAAAUCAAAAACUUUGGAGGAAGUUUUGAAGUCAAGCUGCAAGAUGGAAGCCAAACUGAUUGGAUAUAACGAACCACCUAUUGAUGUAAAUACCCCUGAUGCCAUUGGAUUUGAAAAAUUAACGGUACAGCCAUUUUGCAGAGAUUUUGAGCCCCAAAUCCGUCCCCUGACUAAAGCGUCUAUCAUAGCACCUGUUAUUAAAAAACCAUUGGGAGCCUUAAGAGGACAGCCUUCUGGGACAGUUGAAAAUCAUAGCUGUGACCCUGACUCACAGACCACAGGUGGGUCACACAAAGGAACAGCAAGAUCACGUUUGCGUGAACUCUGUGCUGCUAAUUGUUGGCAACCCCCUUCAUUUGAAUGUUGCAGCGAGGAAGGACCAAGCCACUUAAAGUUAUUUACUUUCAAGGUCGUCGUGGAGAUAGAAGAUGAGCAAGAUGUGGUUUUGGAGUGCUUUGGAGCACCCCGGUCGAAAAAGAAAGAUGCAGAAGAGCAUGCAGCAGAAGGGGCUCUUUGGUACUUAAAGCACGAUGGAUUCAUGCUUGAGAACGACUAACAUACACAAUUUUUGCUGAUGAGAUAAGGGAACCUCGAUGCAGCCACAGUUUCUGUAAGUCAUUGAAGAUCUCAAUGCAGCAAGCUUUAGACUGAAUCUAACAACUUAAAGUUGCAAUAUCUAACUAUACAUCAAACAUGUUAAUAUAAUUGUAAAUGAUGGUGAAUAUAGAAUUGACUUCCACUUGUAUGGAAGGCAUGAAUCAUUGUAGUGAGUGCUCACAGUGUAAAAUGACUUAUCAAAAGCUUAAAAAAAACGUGUUCAUCCGAUUCUCUAAGCCAAGUGUGGAGAAACACUGUGCAUCAAUGCAUGAGUAUUUUCUUUC
Messenger RNA from Corylus avellana, 5519 nucleotides. It is a transcript of the gene DCL4, whose product is annotated as dicer-like 4. Gene Ontology annotation, biological process: siRNA processing. Gene Ontology annotation, cellular component: nucleus; cytoplasm. The record is from RefSeq and is a predicted model, not a curated record. Lineage: Eukaryota; Viridiplantae; Streptophyta; Magnoliopsida; Fagales; Betulaceae. Gene Ontology annotation, molecular function: ribonuclease III activity; protein binding; RNA binding.